CCUCUCGCUACUCCGACAUAGUCGAACUUGUUAGUAACCUGCAUUCGUGGACAAGCUCCCCUGUUGUUCACAUCCAGAUGCUGUUAUCUUGCCGUCAGUUGACCCGGUGUGCUUGUUCGCUUCAAAUUCCAGUUCGCAAUCUCAGAACCCAAGCGCGCCAUGAGUACUUACAACCGGAAGAGCCAGAGGAAGAAGCUUUCAUGAGAUCAUUGAGUCUCACAACCCCAAGACAGCUAGUCCACUACCUCAACCAAUUCGUAAUUGGACAAGAGAGGGCGAAGAAGAUUCUUUCUGUUGCCGUUUUCAACCACUAUAACCGAGUACGUGCCAAUCUCUCCGCCAUUGAGAAGCAGGUAGACACACAAAGUUGGGAUGAGUCGAGCUCUCGAGGUGCAGUGACCACUGCGCAAAUCCAUCCUCAUCCCAAACGCGUCCGACAACUUUCGUGGCAACCCUCUCAACUAUAUCCUAUGCUUGAAAAGAGUAACGUUUUAGUAAUCGGACCGACUGGAUCUGGGAAGACAUUGCUUGCACGUACGCUCGCUCGAGUGUUAGACGUUCCGUUUUCGAUUAGUGAUGCCACAUCAUUUACACAGGCUGGAUAUGUGGGGGAGGAUGUCGACAUGGCCAUACAACGAUUAUUGCAAGCAGCUGACUGGGACCCUACCCGAGCUAGCAUGGGUAUAGUAUACAUUGAUGAGGUCGACAAGAUUGCGCGGAAGUCUGGGGGAGCCGGAACCGAAGGUUCUCGGGAUGUCGGUGGGGAAGGUGUUCAACAGGCCCUAUUGCGCAUGAUGGAAGGAUCGAUGGUCACGGUGCAGGGCAGAUCAUCGGGACUUGAUGUACCCCCAAUCGGUGCUGGCGAAGUUAGAUCACGACCUGGAGCGAGAGGACAGAGCCAAGCUUCUCCACGACCCGAAAUGCAUGACAUCGACACGUCGAAUGUUCUGUUCAUCUUUAGCGGAGCUUUUGUUGGGCUAGAUGCCGUUGUGAAGCGGAGGAUGGCUAGGGGGUCCAUUGGUUUUACUGCUACCUUGGCACCCAAAGAAGAUGAAUCAGAAAGUGGAGGAUCUGUACCCUUUUUCACCUCCAAUCGAGGAUCGUCCCACAAUGUCCUUGACAUGGUGGAACCGACAGACCUCGUGAAAUAUGGGUUCAUACCAGAGUUUGUGUCCCGCAUCCCGUCUAUCGCAACCUUGUCCCCUCUUACUGUUCCGGACCUUCGCCGAAUUCUCACUGAAGUCCAGGGCUCGCUUAUUUCCCAAUAUACCGCUCUCUUUAACUAUUCGGGUGUCGAGAUAAAAUUCACUAGUGCAGCCCUCGAGCAAAUAUGUCGAAAGGCUUCGGAGAGGGGUGGGGGUGCAAGGGGUCUGCGGGGGAUCAUGGAGGGUCUGUUAUUGGAACCAAUGUUCGAGGUACCAGGCUCAAGUGUUCGGCAUGUUCUCAUCGAUGAGGACGUGGCCCUAGGAAAGAAGCCAGCCGUGUAUUGGUCAAGAGCGGAAGGCGCGGCUUUUCGAGCAGCGUGGAUGUGUGAGGAGCGGGGAAAGCGAGUGUAAGAGGAAU
Molecule: messenger RNA, 1563 nt
Organism: Pisolithus orientalis
Lineage: Eukaryota; Fungi; Basidiomycota; Agaricomycetes; Boletales; Pisolithaceae
Product: P-loop containing nucleoside triphosphate hydrolase protein
Exons: 17
Coding region: 78-1556 (492 amino acids)
Biological process (GO): protein folding; protein catabolic process; proteolysis
Cellular component (GO): mitochondrial matrix
Molecular function (GO): ATP-dependent protein folding chaperone; ATP binding; ATP hydrolysis activity
Source: RefSeq, a predicted model, not a curated record